AUGGCUGGGAACCACACACCUGGCGAACUGGUAAACACCGCGAAGAACCUGAAUUACGAGGACGAUGCGAAUUACGCUCUGGGCUGGUGCCGGCGUAUGUUGCGGCUGAUCGGAGUGUGGUCGCUAAUUCAGAAACGGACCAACAGGCUGGAGAAAGUGGUGUCGUUUCUCUGGAGAAUAGUGAUCCUCUGUGUACAAUUGUUCUUCAUCGUUCCCAUCACUCUUCACAUAUGCUACGUGGAACAGAACUCGAACAUGAAGAUCAAAAUUGCCGGUCAGCCGAUUAACUCUGCACUUUCGGUGGUGAAAUUCGUCUAUCUGGGGCUGAAGGGAACCGCGUUCAGAAGCUGCAUCGAGCACAUGGAGAACGAUUGGCGGAGGGUGCGAGAUCCCCAGCACCGAGACAUCAUGCUGAAGCAGAUUUCGAUCAGCAGGAAUCUCAUCACUAUGUGCAUUAUUUUUGUAUAUACCGCCGGCAUAUCGUAUUACACGGUCAUACCGUUGCUGGUUAAACGCCAACAGAAAGGGAAUUACACUGGCAGAAGGCUGAUGCAUGCUGGUUUCGAUAGAUUCUUCGACGUCCACUCUAGCCCUACCUUCGAGCUGCUCUAUUCAGUUCAUUGUCUGUCUGCUUUCUACAGAUACAGUGUAACGACAGCGGAGAUCUGUUUGACUGUGACUUUUGUCACGCAUAUUUGCGGGCAGAUGCAGAUACAAAUGCUGCGGUUGCAGGAACUGUGCAACAGGAAGAAGAAGGACACUGUUCGCGAACAGUUGUCUGUCAUUGUUCACGACCACGCUGAGGCCUUAAGAUUCUCGAGGCUUGCCAAGGAUGCCUUUACCGGGAUCCUCUUAAUAGAAAUCUUUAAUUCAGUUUUUCUCCUGUGUCACGUCGAGUACGCUUGUCUGAUGGAAUGGAAUGAUAGCAAUCCAGUUGCAAUGACGACGUACAGCAUUUUUAUGACAUCUUUUACUUUCAAUGCGUUGAUCUUUUGUUAUAUUGGGGAAAUCCUGACUGAACAGUGUGCGGAGAUCGGAUACGCUAGCUACGAAGCCGAUUGGUACAACAUACCUGGCAGAAGGGGUCGCGAUUUUGCACUACUCAAUGUGAUGUCACUCUAUCCUCCCAAACUUUCGGGCGGCAAAAUUAUCGAGCUAUCCCUGAACAUGUUCAGCAUUAUCCUGAAGACGUCGGUCGUUUACCUGAACAUGUUACGCACAGUUACUAACUUUUAG
Molecule: messenger RNA, 1236 nt
Organism: Nomia melanderi (Alkali bee)
Lineage: Eukaryota; Metazoa; Arthropoda; Insecta; Hymenoptera; Halictidae
Source: RefSeq, a predicted model, not a curated record